Molecule: messenger RNA, 279 nt
Organism: Iphiclides podalirius (scarce swallowtail)
Lineage: Eukaryota; Metazoa; Arthropoda; Insecta; Lepidoptera; Papilionidae
Source: the annotation of a GenBank genome assembly
AUGCGUCCAAUGGAGCCGUGCCCCAAACACAUCUACGCUCUCAUUUUUAUAAGCAGAUUUUUUUCUUUGGCGCGAGAGAGAGACGGAGGGACGCGUGUCGCGCGGCACGCGGUGAUAGGCCGCCGUGCGAGUGAGACGGGGAUAAGCGGAAAGUUCAGUUCGGAUAAAGAAAGCCCAGGUACGGAUAAGGGUGUGGUGGGAAGAAAAAAGGGAUACAUCGCGGGGUGGCCACCCUCCACCCUCGGGGUGGGGUCCCGUCGAGGUUCGCGUCGCCUCCGC